This is a messenger RNA of Maudiozyma barnettii, 1110 nucleotides long. It is a transcript of the gene NCS6, whose product is annotated as Ncs6p. The transcript has a single exon. The coding region runs from base 1 to 1110 and encodes 369 amino acids. Gene Ontology annotation, molecular function: tRNA binding. Gene Ontology annotation, biological process: tRNA wobble position uridine thiolation. Lineage: Eukaryota; Fungi; Ascomycota; Saccharomycetes; Saccharomycetales; Saccharomycetaceae. Gene Ontology annotation, cellular component: mitochondrion; cytosolic tRNA wobble base thiouridylase complex. The record is from RefSeq and is a predicted model, not a curated record.
AUGUCUUGGGCUCCGCCAUCUGAUCCUGUUAAUAACAAGAGCAAACCAAUCAAGAUAUCUCAGUUAUGUGAGCUCUGUCAUUGUCGUAAAGCAAUUCUGAAAAGACCUAAAAAUUUACAGAAGAUUUGCAAAGAAUGUUUUUAUUAUGUUUUUGAAACAGAAAUUCAUAAUACUAUUGUCACAAACAAUUUGUUCCAACGUGGUGAAAGAGUCGCUGUAGGUGCGUCUGGUGGUAAGGAUUCCACAGUACUUGCUCAUAUUAUGAAAUUGUUGAAUGAGAGACAUGAUUAUGGUAUUGACAUUACAUUAUUAAGUGUUGAUGAAGGUAUCGUCGGGUACCGUGACGACUCAUUGGCUACAGUGAAGAGAAAUCAAAAGCAAUAUGGCUUACCAUUAGAAAUCGUAUCUUUCAAAGAACUUUACAACUGGACCAUGGAUGAAAUUGUUGCGACGGCUGGGAUAAGAAACAGUUGCACAUAUUGUGGUGUCUUUAGACGACAGUCAUUGGAUAGAGGUGCCCAAAAAUUAAAUAUACAUCAUGUUAUUACUGGGCACAAUGCGGAUGAUAUGGCUGAGACAGUCCUUAUGAAUAUUCUUCGUGGUGAUGUUGCUAGGCUAGAAAAGUCUACUGCUAUAAUUACUCAAAGUUCUGGUUCUCCGAUUAAAAGAUCAAAACCUUUCAAAUAUUCUUAUCAGAAGGAAAUUGUGUUGUAUGCACAUUACAAAAAGUUAGAUUAUUUUUCAACCGAAUGUACAUAUGCACCUGAAGCGUUUAGAGGUACCGCAAGAGAAUUAAUGAAGAAUUUGGAGGCUGUGAGGCCAAGUUGUAUUAUUGACAUUAUCCAUAGUGGUGAAAAUCUUGUUCUAAAGGAGAAAGAGCAACGAUUCAAGAAAUUAGCCCCAGGACAAGAUCCACUUACGGUCAAUAGCGGAUUUAUAGACGGUAAUAGGUGUGAGAGAUGCGGUUAUCUAUCUAGUAACAAGAUUUGCAAAGCGUGUAUGUUACUUGAGGGUCUGGAGAAGAACAGAGCGACAAUCAUACUAGAGAAGGACAGUUCAGUGGACGGUGCUGCACGUGUCAUGAGAACCUUGGAACAUUUAUCGUUUUAG